This is a messenger RNA of Nasonia vitripennis (jewel wasp), 2068 nucleotides long. RefSeq lists its product as uncharacterized. The record is from RefSeq and is a predicted model, not a curated record. Bases 1368 to 1754 code for a protein of 128 amino acids. The transcript has 2 exons. NCBI's taxonomy places the organism in Eukaryota, Metazoa, Arthropoda, Insecta, Hymenoptera, Pteromalidae.
UUGGUGACUUUGAGUGCAUCGAUGACACUUUUUACACAGUAAUUGUACUUGAAUAAUACAAAGUCUGCCAGUACACAAUGCUGUAAAUACUGUUAUGUAUGAGAGCAUGCAUGUGUAGGGUUAGGUUUUCACUAUUAAUGUGCACCUUAAAAAUCAUGUUUCCCCUUCAAAAAACAUUGUAGAUGAAUUUAUAGGGUAUAUAUAUUCAUUAAUUUAUGGAUAUUUUCAAACAAUGUAAAUGCGGAGCAGGAUAAUUGGUGUGAAAAGUAAGGUUAUAUGAACAAAUCAUAGUAGAGAAAAUAUUCUACCGAGAUUUCUUCCAGAAAUCAUGUCUGAUUUAUCGAGGUUUUCAUCUAGAGUCUACUCUGGAAACCUGCUAGAUUUGAAAAAUCUCGGUAGCUUUCAGGUACUUUCUCGGGAACGCUGCUACCAGGGUUGUCUGACAAAAAUAUGUACAGCAAUCCGCCUGUUCGAUCAUUUAAAAUACAGUCCGUAGAUGUUUGCUUAUGUGUUUCCAACUCGCAAGUCUCAUUGCUAAAUAUGUUAUUAACAAUUGAGUGAAAAAAACGCGAGUUGUUUGCUUAUAAAACGAAAACUACUCAAUCAAUAUAAAUUGUGUAAAUGGAAAAGUUGUAGAGUAUUUAAUUACGAAGAGAAUGAGACGUCGAAUAAUCCGAUCGGUUGAUUAGAACCGAAAAUUCUUGAAAAUUCAUAACAUUGUUAUUUAUGAAGAUUAAGAGCUGAAAUUUGGCACAGAAGUAGAUAGUUAUAUCAAUUUUAAGUGUGCAAAAAGCAGGCACUGUCGGACCAAUAGUUUUUGCGCAAUUGCAAUUUCAAUUUUUUAAUGCACUUUUUUGUCGGGAGCCUUCUUGCUCUACCAAUGGUCAGAUUUUUAUUUUAAUACCAGCAUUCAAAAGUAUAAGUAAAAUAUUAAAAGAUGUAUAUUCCAAGUUUUUGUUGAAAUGCAUUGAAAUGGUCGAAACAUGCAGUUGAAAAUCGGCAAAAGCGGCCGAGCGCGCGCGAGCGUGCGAAGAGUGAGGGAAUGAGGUACGGAAGCUUGUAGUGACCUCUGCAGUCGCGCACCAGCUCGGCGCUUUCGUUUAAACAAAUGUAAGUCGCGCAGCGCAGCGCGGCGCGAGAUAUGUUGUUUGUUUGACCAGCUUACACCAUUAGACCUUGAAAAUAGCGACUUUCUCUAAUCUUAUAUUAAUAAUAACUUAUUCACAGUGUCAUAGGUUAAUUAAAGAAAAUUGAAUAAUUGAUCUUUGAAAGCUAACCACGUAAGUAAAUUAUACCUACUAUGAGAUCAGCUUUUAUUCAAAUCUAACCUCAGAAUCUCGCGUUUUAUUAUUAAUUCAGAAAAAAUUAUGGAAGUGGACAUAACGUGUGAUGGCUACGAAGAGACGUGUGUAGUUUUGGAAGAUGGCUACAUACUAAUGUCCUAUUUAGAUUUAUACCCCAAAUCAUUCAGUAUUUUUUAUGAAAAAAAUGGCAAGUUAUAUCCUACUAAAAAAGAAGAAAACAAAUUUAAAGCCGUUGAUGGUAUUUCGAAAUACAAAGUUGUGUUCAUGCCAACUUCAACCUCAAAAUCAUCUUUGACUGAGCAACAGCAAAUAAAAUUUUCAGAUAUUAUGAGUAACAUACACGAUUUCAGCGAAAGCAGCAAUGACAAGAAUAAACCGAAGGUCAGGCCUAAAAUUGGUAAAAAGAAAACCGCUUUGAAAAAAUGGGUAAAGAAAAGACAUUGUCUCUAAUACAAAAUCGAGAGUAUUUUUUUGAAGAUAUUUUAGCGGAGGCUAUUAAGCUGUUUUCUAGGCCUGCAACACAAGAGUUUUUUAACAGUGACAAAAUGCAAGUUAGGCUGGCUACCAAGGAUGGUGCAGUCCUAAAUGAUUUUGAGACGAACGGCAAGAAGCAGGAUCUAUGGUCUUUUUUUGAGAACAAACCAAGCAAUGGUGAUAGAAUACAGGUCAGUUUAGUAACUACUUACUUACAAACUAGUGAACUAAAAGAAGUUUUAAAAGAUUUGAAGAAUCUUAAUAGAAAAGAGAAAACAAUAGAGGAGCAC